AUGCAGUUCAAGGCGAUUGUCCUCUCCGGUGUUCUCGGCCUGGUUGCCGCCCAGUCUUCUGAUGUCGCCUCCCUGGUCGCCGAGCUGCCAUCCUGCAGUCUGACCUGUCUCCUCGCGGGAGCCAGUGCUGCUGACUGCGAGUCCAUGGACUACUCCUGCCAGUGCAACAAGCAAGAUGUUAUUGUCGCCAAUGCUACCUCUUGCUUGACCAGCUCAUGCAACACCAAUGACAUUGCCACAACCCAAACCGUUUCUCAGCAAAUCUGCGAGGCCGUCACAGGGGGAAACAGCACUUCCUCCUCUAGCACCGGUAGCAACGCCACAACUACUGGUUCCAGCACCUCUUCGUCCGCCUCUGCGUCCUCUACCGGCGCCGCUGGCUCCAGUGCUGGCUCUCGCCCUGAGCUUUACGGUCUCGGGCUGGCUGCCAUCGCCGGAGUUGCUGGUCUCAUGAUGGUCAUGUAA
This is a messenger RNA of Diaporthe amygdali, 465 nucleotides long. RefSeq names its product cfem domain-containing protein. The record is from RefSeq and is a predicted model, not a curated record. Lineage: Eukaryota; Fungi; Ascomycota; Sordariomycetes; Diaporthales; Diaporthaceae. The transcript is spliced from 2 exons. Bases 1 to 465 code for a protein of 154 amino acids.